Molecule: messenger RNA, 1254 nt
Organism: Miscanthus lutarioriparius
Lineage: Eukaryota; Viridiplantae; Streptophyta; Magnoliopsida; Poales; Poaceae
Source: the annotation of a GenBank genome assembly
AUGUCAUCCGCCAUCUUGCUCUCAAAAAAUCAGAGACAGAAUGCUUUGGAAGUUUUCGUGGGAUCCAGGACAUUCUCGGUAUGCAACUCACGUCGACUAUCAAUACAAAGUUCCAAUAUUUCAUCAUUGAGUCAAUCUGGUGCAACACAUCUACGGGCAAUAUAUGCUUUUGCGAGUUCCAUUGAUAUUGAAUUGCUAAGGCCUGUCCUUGCAUCUUCAAACUUGCUGUCGGCUUUGGAUCUGCAAGGUACUCAAAUCAAAAUGUUGCCUGAUGAGGUAUUCAAUUUGUUCAAUCUAAGGUUUCUGGGUCUUAGAUUUACUGCAAUUGAGGUGCUACCUGAUACAAUAGGAAGACUGAAAAACUUAGAAGUGCUGGAUGCAAUCACUACUUCUCUGCAAUCUUUACCAAACUCUGUAGAAAAACUGAAGAAGCUUAGGUUUCUGUACGCAGGAGCAAUGGUUGGAGAAGGGCCUUCGACGAAUUUUAGUGGAAUUAGGUUGCCUAGAGGCAUAAGGAAUUUGACCAGCCUGCAUGUUCUGCAAGAGGUUAAAGCAAGCAUUGAGACACUUCAUGAUGUUGCUGCUUUGACAGAGUUGAGAACAUUUUCAGUUUGCAAUGUGCUAAGUGAGCAUGCUUCCAGCUUGUGUAGUGCUAUAACCAACAUGGGUCAUCUUACAAAACUAUCCAUUGAUGCAUCAAACGAAAAUGAAGUACUACCAUUAGAAGCACUCAGUUUACCAGAGACAUUUACUAAACUUGGACUGCUAGGGCAACUGGAAAACAACUUGUUGCCUCGGAGUCUCUCUUCCUGGUCGCACCUUAACAACCUUAAGCAGUUGUUUCUGAGAUUCUCCAGACUGGAUGAAGACUCAUUUUCUAGCCUGAAGGUGUUACACGGUUUACAGUGUCUUAUGCUUAAUAAGGCUUAUAAUGGAAAGACAAUGUACCUCCCUUCACAAGCGUUUCCUAGACUGCGAGUGCUAAGAAUAUGGGGUGCUCCGCAGAUCAACCAAAUCAUAAUAGAAGAAGGUGCACUGGCAAGCCUUGUUGAGUUAGUGUUAUCAGACUGCCAAAACAUGAAGUGCCUGCCUCAGGGCAUUGAGUAUCUUAGAACCCUUGAGGAAUUAUACUUGGAAGACACUGCAGAGGAGCUUGUAGAGAAGCUUAGGGAUGGAUGUAAAGAAAAUCCCUGGAACAAAGAACUUCAGAAAAUUAUGCACAUCAGAAAGGUCUUUGUUAAAUUAACUAAGUAA